AUGACUACAAGUUCCACCAUCACACGUGGCACUAGCUCACUAAAUAUUUGGGCUCAGCGCUCAAAGCCCAAAGUUGAUAUCAGCUUUGUGGAACAAAGGCCAAACCUCGUCAAUUCAUAUACUACAGGAGACCAUAUUGAGGGCACAGCUACUAUAACUGUCGAAUAUGAAACACGUUUUGAUGAAGUGGAAAUCGUCCUUCAAGGUAGGAUAAUGCAAUUCAAUGUUCAAUGCAUCAACAUAACUGACAUCAAGACAGGUAAUUCGUCCACAUUAAUGGACCGCGUCAACAGCCCUGGCCAAUUAGGCUCACGGCAGACAUUCCUCAAGCUCCGCCAGCCAAUUGAAGAUACAUAUUAUCCAACUCCACGAGUAUUGGAAGUAGGCCGACAAUACAAAUUCGACUUUACAUUCGUUGUUCCCGAUCAUCUAUUGCCGCAAGUCUGCUCACACACAAAAAAGAACAUACACGUCGCCCACUCUCACACUUUGCUCCCGCCAACACUGGGAGAUCCAAUGCUCUCCAGCGAUGGAAAGACUCUUCUGGAUGAUCUGGCUCCUCAGAUGAGCCAGAUUUCAUAUACGAUCCGAGUGGCUGUGCUACAGCGAUCGCAAACAGAGCGGAAACUCACCACACUGGCUCAUGUGGCCAAGAAAGUUCGCAUCAUUCCCAACAUAGCAGAGGAGCCACCUAUUGACGUGACCGGCAAUCAAUUCUACUGCCUCCGCAAAGAAAAGACCGUCAGACGAGGCUUCUUGCGCGGGAAGCUCGGUCGGAUUGUUGCUUCAUCCUCACAGCCCAAAGCAAUUGAACUACUUCCCCCAUACUGUGAGGUGAAAGACACUGUCAGCACAUCCGUAACGGUCCAGCUCCGAUUUGACCCAAUGGGGAAGGAAAGCCCACCUCGUCUUGGCUCGAUAGUCAGCAGACUCAAUGCGAGCACUUUCUUCGGCUCAUCCGGAUGGGACGACUUCCCACGCCAGAGGGAGGUGGGGGGCUUUCAGCAGGUUGGAAAGAGCGUCUUUAACGAAUCAAUCUUUCUUUCUACCAUGUGCGUAGAAUCGGCACAGUGGGAAAAACACACAUCACUGUCAGACUCCGACUCGCGAUGUGAUUCUCUACAGUCAACCUCCUCCGCAGACUCAACCAGUCCACCAUCCGCAUUCUGCGGCGGCGUCUACUACACAACUUCCCUCGUCAUCCCCGUCACUCUCCCCAAGUCAAAGGCCUUUGUUCCAACUUUCCACUCCUGUCUGAUAUCUCGCACAUACUCACUGGAACUAUCAUUGUCCUACCACACCCCAAACACAAAUGUGCUUGAACCAACCGUCUCUUUGCGACUGCCUGUUCAAAUAACAAGCCGAUCCAAAUACGCUGAUUCAGUCGAGAGUACUACAGAUGUUUUUGUCACACAGGAACAACUAGAAUCGUUUUUCGCCCCUAGAUAUGUGUCACAGCCCACGAGGAACUCGGUUGUUGAUAUCAGCUUGGCUCCUCCGGUUUACUCGGAAACAAAUACAACAUAA
Messenger RNA from Penicillium taxi, 1527 nucleotides. RefSeq names its product arrestin (or S-antigen), N-terminal domain protein. The record is from RefSeq and is a predicted model, not a curated record. Lineage: Eukaryota; Fungi; Ascomycota; Eurotiomycetes; Eurotiales; Aspergillaceae. Bases 1 to 1527 code for a protein of 508 amino acids. The transcript has a single exon.